Molecule: messenger RNA, 264 nt
Organism: Macrosiphum euphorbiae (potato aphid)
Lineage: Eukaryota; Metazoa; Arthropoda; Insecta; Hemiptera; Aphididae
Source: the annotation of a GenBank genome assembly
AUGAAGAAGAUGAUGUUUUGUCAGUCAUAUAAGAUGGACAUACAGAUGAUAACAAUACAGAUGUUUCAAAAGAAAAUAGUUUUCGGUUUGAAAAACCAUCAACAGUUAAUACUAAAACAGUUACAACUUACAACACAGUGUAUCACAAAAGUGAAAAGACAUGAGGAACGAUCAGCUAAAGCUUUUAGUAUUUUAGAGGUGAUGCACAAUGAUAAAAAAUCUAGACAUGCAAAACUAGAAAAGGAAAAAAGAACAAUUGGAUGA